Molecule: messenger RNA, 2168 nt
Organism: Hippocampus comes (tiger tail seahorse)
Lineage: Eukaryota; Metazoa; Chordata; Actinopteri; Syngnathiformes; Syngnathidae
Gene: syn1
Product: synapsin I
Exons: 14
Coding region: 246-2141 (631 amino acids)
Biological process (GO): neurotransmitter secretion
Cellular component (GO): synaptic vesicle membrane; synaptic vesicle
Molecular function (GO): ATP binding
Source: RefSeq, a predicted model, not a curated record
CCCGCCAGCCUCAAUUGAACGCACCGCGGUGACGCAGGGCAAUGUGGAAAAUUUGUGACAGGAGGGGAAGGACGCAGGGCACGGCAGUGUUAAGCAGGAAGCACUUUUGAUUGAUGCACGACCUUCGAGGACAAACCUGUGAAUUAUAAUACACCUAACCGAGGGUGGUCCUUCCUGUGGAACACUGUAAAACAUCGACACCGUUUUAAGGCGGAUCACUUGGAUACACUCCCAGAGUCUCCAUCAUGAACUACCUUCGUCGCCGACUCUCGGACAGCAAUUUCAUGUCCAACCUGCCCAACGGCUACAUGGGCGACUUACAGCGCGCCGAGCCCCCGCCUCAGCAGCAGCCGAGCCCCGCAGUGUCCCCGGGGCCCUCGGAGAGACGCCAGCCUGUCAGUCAGCAACAGUCUGCGGGCGGAGGCUCCGGCUUCUUCUCGUCCAUAUCCAAUGCUGUCAAGCAAACCACGGCCGCCGCCGCAGCUACCUUAUCCGAAGCGGCCGACCGGGCGGGGGUCUCUAGCAGUGCUAAGAUCCUCCUGGUGGUGGACGACCAGCAGACCGACUGGGUGAGAGUUUUUAGAGGAAAGAAGGUCCACGGUGGUGAAUAUGACAUCAAGGUUGAACAGGCAGAAUUUUCUGAAAUCAACCUGGUGGCUGACUCGUCAGGCACCUACACAGUCAGCAUUGAUGCAAUUAGGAGCGGCCAUAAGGUGACUAAAUCCUUUAAACCAGACUUUGUGCUGAUCAGACAGCAUGCCUUCAGUAUGGACAAGAAUGGAGACCACCGAAACUUAGUUAUCGGUCUACAGUAUGCGGGACUGCCAAGUGUGAACUCUUUACACUCUGUCUACAAUUUCUGUGACAAACCAUGGGUGUUUGCACAGAUGUCAAGGUUACACAAACAGUUGGGUUCAGAGGAGUUCCCACUGAUUGACCAGGUUUAUUAUCCAAACCACAAAGAAAUGAUAACGUCCUCUCAGUUCCCUGUUGUGAUAAAAAUGGGCCAUGCUCACUCAGGAAUGGGAAAGGUGAAAGUGGACAACCAAUAUGACUUUCAAGAUAUUGCCAGUGUUGUUGCCCUGACCAAGACUUAUGCCACAUCCGAGCCAUUUAUUGAUGCCAAGUAUGAUGUCCGCAUCCAGAAGAUUGGUGAAAAUUACAAGGCCUAUAUGAGAACAUCCAUUUCUGGCAAUUGGAAAACCAACACAGGCUCAUCAAUGCUUGAGCAAGUGGCCAUGUCAGACAAGUACAGGAUGUGGGUGGACACUUGUGCCAACAUCUUUGGAGGUUUGGAUAUCUGUGCCGUGGAGGCUCUUCAUGGCAAAGAUGGAAUGGACUACAUAAUAGAGGUAGAUGACUGCUCAAUGCCACUGAUCGGUGACCAGCAGGAUGAGGAUCGUAUACAGAUUGCUGAACUGGUGGUUUCGAAAAUGAACCAGAUGAUUCUACCUGCUUCAAGCUCCUCUACAGGCCGCAUCACAGCAACACAGAAAGCAGUUUCUCCUCAACCUGUGUCCCAACCUAGAGUUCCACAGUCUCAACAGCGACCCUCACCUCAGGGUGGUCCUCAACAAGGUGCUGCUGCUGCUGCACAGGCCCAGCAAGCUGCAGCGAGCCCGGGUUCAGCUGAAACAAGUUCCCAAGCCAAGGUCAAUCAAGGGCCUCCAGGGCAGGGUGCUCCUCAGCGAAGCCAAGGAGGGCCUCUUCCAACUCAGAGGCAACAGUCUUCCACACAGCAGCAACAAAGACCUCCUUCGGGGGGUGCUGGUCAGAAACCUCAGCAACAGAGACCUACUCAGCCCCCUAGACAGCAAUCACAAGGAGGGCAGCAGAGAACCGCUGGCCAGCAGGGGCGUACUGGUGGGACCACUACACAGCAGCCACGACCAGCCGGCCAGGGCCAGGGAGGUCCUGGGGGACGCCCACCACUGCAACAAAAGCCCCAGCCCCCACAAAAACCCAGUCAGGACAGCACGGCAUUUGGCGGUUCCCCACAACUGAAUUAUCGCAAAUCUCUGACCAAUACCUUCAACAUUCCAGAAACCCCAGCGUCACGAGCCAGCCUUAACCAGGAUGAGGUGAAGGCUGAAACCGUACACAGUCUACGCAAAUCUUUUGCCAGUCUCUUCUCAGACUGAGACAUCAUCAUCAUCAUCAUCAUCCUC